Molecule: messenger RNA, 939 nt
Organism: Erinaceus europaeus (western European hedgehog)
Lineage: Eukaryota; Metazoa; Chordata; Mammalia; Eulipotyphla; Erinaceidae
Product: olfactory receptor 2AE1-like
Exons: 1
Coding region: 1-939 (312 amino acids)
Biological process (GO): G protein-coupled receptor signaling pathway
Cellular component (GO): membrane
Molecular function (GO): G protein-coupled receptor activity; olfactory receptor activity
Source: RefSeq, a predicted model, not a curated record
AUGUGGCAAAGGAAUGAGACCUCUCUGGCUGACUUCAUCCUUGAAGGGCUCUUUGAUGACUCUCUCACCCAUGUCUUUCUCUUCUCUUUGACAAUUGUUGUCUUCCUGAUUGGAGUGAGUAGCAACAUCCUCACUAUUCUCCUCGUCUGUGCUGACCCCAGGCUUCACACCCCCAUGUACUUCCUGCUCAGCCAGCUCUCCCUCAUGGAUCUGAUGCAUGUUACCACCACCAUCCCCAAGAUGGCGGCCAACCACCUCUCUGGCAGCAAAUCCAUCUCUUUUGUUGGCUGUGCAAUCCAGCACUUCCUCUAUUUGUCUGCAGGUAGUGCUGAAUGUCUACUUCUUGCUCUUAUGUCCUGUGACCGGUAUGUAGCUAUCUGUCACCCACUGCACUAUACUAUUCUCAUGAACAGAAAGGUGACACUGAUGAUGGCUGUCAUGUCAUGGUUGGGAGCAUCUACCAUCUCACUUAUUCACACCACCAUCUUAAUGCACUUUCCCUUCUGUGGGUCUCGAAUGAUUCACCAUUUCUAUUGCGAGUUCCCAGCUGUUGUGAAGUUGGUGUGUGGAAACAUCACAGUCUAUGAGACCACUGUGUAUAUAAGCACCAUCCUGCUUCUCCUUUUCCCCAUCAUCCUGGUCUCUACAUCCUAUGUCUUCAUCAUUCGUAGUGUCAUUCAGAUGCGAUCUGCUGGGAGUAAGAGGAACGCCUUUGCCACUUGUAGCUCUCACCUCACUGUGGUUUCUCUCUGGUAUGGUGCCUCCAUCUUCUCAUAUAUGAGGCCCAGGUCCUGGCGCACUCCACUGCAGGACAAAGUUGGUGCUGUGUUCUAUAGUAUCAUAACUCCCACCCUGAAUCCUCUGAUCUACACUCUCCGGAAUAAGGACAUAGCCAAGGCUGUGAGGAGAGUAUUGUGUAGAGACAGUAUCACUCAAUGA